Messenger RNA from Striga asiatica, 501 nucleotides. The record is from the annotation of a GenBank genome assembly. NCBI's taxonomy places the organism in Eukaryota, Viridiplantae, Streptophyta, Magnoliopsida, Lamiales, Orobanchaceae.
AUGAAAAAGUUAAAGCAGGAUGGGAGCAAUGUUCACCUCCAAGCAGUGGGCCAUAUGAUGCUCCUGAGAAGAACAGCAGACAACAACAAAUAUAUUAGCUUUUUCAUAAAUUUGUUUCCUCUUACCUACACAUAUGAGGAAGGCAGUAGAAGCAUAGUCUCGUUUUUCUCAUUGCAAAACACUUCAAAACCUCGAUACCCACAGUAUUCCGGGCUUCGCUUUUUUAUCCUGAAAGGAAAUCGAAUCUUAGGCCCGUGUUUCUUGCAACUGGUGGGCUUACAGUCAUCAGUUUCUAAUCCAAGCACUGCAGUGAACAAAGACAAGCAAAAUAAGAUGAGGAAGAACGAGACGGACGCCAUACAGAUACAGGGCAUUGUAUAUUUAACAAAUGAUGGCAUAAAUAUAUCCAAAAAAAUCACUAGUGACACAGUCGAGCUCGUGAAUAAUGCAUGGUUGGAAAGUCAAAUAAAUCAAAUCAACCUACCAAACACCAAAGAAUAA